Messenger RNA from Moneuplotes crassus, 756 nucleotides. Lineage: Eukaryota; Ciliophora; Spirotrichea; Euplotida; Euplotidae. The record is from the annotation of a GenBank genome assembly.
UUUAAAUUUACUAAAUGGGGUUUCUCUGUUGGUUACCUCCAAGCAAGUUUAAUCUUUUCUGAACAAAUAUAUUUUGCAAGAUGAACAAAGAAUCUCUCGAUUUCUGAGAGGGGAAGCUAAAAGAAAAGGAGCAGACAAUUCAGAGAUUGCAGAAGGAACUCAGUCAGAAAAAACAAGAGGUUAAUAGAUUGAAGGACCAGAGUGAGAGAGACAGGAAGGAAACCAAGAAUUUGACACAAAAGUUGUUGCUUGAAAAGAACAAAAAUAAGUUUGCUUCAGAGAUCUUGAAGAAUAAAACACAGAUGGAGAAAGACUUCAAGCAAAAGAAGAGAGAGAUGAAGAAAGAGAUGAAGAAAGAGAUGGAAAAGGAGCUCAAGAUUAGAAUGGAUCAGAUUCAAAAGAUGCAUGAUUGCUGAUUGGGACAGAAGGAAGAAACAGCUAAGAGUGAACUCAAUAAGAAAAGAAAAUAUAUGGUAUCCAAGAACACGAGAAGCAAGAGACAAUGCUGUGACACUGAAGUUUCCCAUAAAGCGAACUCAGCUUUAAAAACAGGAGGCUCUAAGCCCUCUAAAUUAUCUGAUUAAAACAAGUCAGAUUAAAUACUGGCAAAUUAGAUGGAUGGAAUUAAAUUUCAGAAAAAGUUCCAAAAUAUCCUAUUUUGUGAGCAAGGUGGAAAUUUAUCCAAUCUAGGGCUCCCUGAGCUGACUCCUCGCUCUAUGUCACCACUUAAGCCCUAAACCCCUUAUCCAUCUUUUC